CAGAACAGAGCGGCAGUAUACCAGUCGUCGGGGAGUAAAAACUGGGUGUUUAUCGUCAACCUUGUUUCCUUUAAAUAUAUUUUCAACAUCGUCAUCCUAUUCAUUUAUAUGAGGAACACGCACAUCACAGCUACGGGUUCGUCAUCAACAUGAAUUCUUCCAUUGAGAAUAGUACACCUACUGUGGAGUAUUAUUACUAUUACGAUGACAAUUCGCCAGAAGUGGUGUCGGUAGCCGCACCGUUCAUCGUGCCAAUGAUGGGGUAUGUCUACCCCAUUGUCGCCAUCCUUACUAUACUUAUGAACGGGCUGGUGGUGACCGUCUUCACCCGUAAGAUGAGGACACCCACCUCUAUCAUCCUAGUUGCGCUUGCUAUUUCGGAUACUCUGACGUGUCUUUGUAUGCUGCCUGACUCUGUGUACCUCUAUACCCUGAAGAACUACAAAACCUAUCUGCCUUACAGAUGGUGUGUUUACCGUCAUUACAUAGUUGGAGAUUUGUACAGGGUGACAAGAACAUGGUCGAACUGGAUCACUGUCGUUCUUGGCCUCCAGAGAUAUAUUGUUGUACGCCUUCCAUUCAAAGCUAAACAGAUAUCUUCCUCACGAAAUUCAAUUAUUGCGUGUGUUGUGGCGUGUGUCAUCGCUGUUACGGUUCAUCUGAAUUUGUUCCUCUUCAUUGAAGUCCAUCAAUUACCGGUUACCUCGGAGACAAACGAAACACUCCCAGAUGGAUGUUAUCUAACUGUUCCUGAAUUUUACAUUGAAGCAGUAGGAGACAUCGGAAAAGCUGUGUGGAUGUACUAUCUGAUAUCCGGAACUUUCUCCCGAUUUCUGCCAUGCCUUUUACUGUUAGUUUCUACCUGCCUGCUUGUUUACGAACUCCGGAAAGGUCAACGCUUUGUUGUCACCGCUUGUCAAAAUGCGUCAAGUAAGAGAAACACUAAACAAAUCACACAAUUCGUCGUAGCUAUUCUCGUUAUAUUCCUGAUUUCCGAGCUUCAUGACGCUGUAGCUUUCGGGAUAUACGUGUACGAGAUAGCCUCGGACAGGUUGGCUUCCAUCCUCACACAGAAGGUGGAUGCUAUAUGGGACUACACAGGAGUCAUGCUUUCUCUAGUUGGAUUUCAAUGUAAUUUCUGGAUUUAUCUUCUGAUGAGCUCUCAGUUCCGGUCUGCGCUGAAAAGUUUGUGUUUGUCUCCAUACCGCCAGGAGACCGAGACAACAACAACUUCGCAAUCCUAUCUUCAAGAAAAUCGUUCCUUAAUCAAAGUCACCAAGAUAAAUUCGGACAAAUAAUGACAAUCCAGAAUAUCUAAAUAUCAAUAGGCACAUUUAAAUUAAUUUUGAUAAUUGUCCAUCUAUCUUUGUGGAAUAGCAUUUUCCUCGUAAAUGUAGAUCUCGGAUCUCUUGUGGGCCAAACUCAAGUUGGAUUGGACAAUCACACUUUCGGAUGGAUUGUAAGUAAGGUUUUUUUAGUCCAUUCAAAGUUUAAAUCCUUUCCGCUUAAAGUAAAAAAUUUAAAAUGUAAAUAUGCUAUUAAAGUUUUAUUAAGUGUU
Molecule: messenger RNA, 1558 nt
Organism: Pecten maximus
Lineage: Eukaryota; Metazoa; Mollusca; Bivalvia; Pectinida; Pectinidae
Product: sex peptide receptor-like
Exons: 1
Coding region: 150-1298 (382 amino acids)
Biological process (GO): G protein-coupled receptor signaling pathway
Cellular component (GO): membrane
Molecular function (GO): G protein-coupled peptide receptor activity
Source: RefSeq, a predicted model, not a curated record